Theobroma cacao (cacao) is the source of this 1971-nucleotide messenger RNA. Its product is annotated as lysM domain receptor-like kinase 3. Gene Ontology annotation, molecular function: ATP binding; protein kinase activity. The record is from RefSeq and is a predicted model, not a curated record. NCBI's taxonomy places the organism in Eukaryota, Viridiplantae, Streptophyta, Magnoliopsida, Malvales, Malvaceae. Gene Ontology annotation, biological process: protein phosphorylation.
AAUGGGAGAAAGAAUUGGAGCUUUUGAUGGUUCUGCAGCGUAACCCACACGUGUCUGUUGAAAAGACUGUAUUAAUUUCAGGAAGAGAGAAACCAAUGUCUGCGGCUCAUCGACAGAGACAACACUGCAAACCAACAAAGAGUUCCGAAUCAAAAACUGAAACAGAAAGUCUUUUCAUUUCCUCUUAUGUCCCAUUAAAAAUUUCCCCUUUCUGUCUCCAGACCACGCCCCCAACCACCGCCACCUCAACCGCCAAUCCCCACCAAAGAAUCCUUGUAAAGAAACAAAAUUUCCCUAGAAAACAAGAGAAUUUUUCGUUGUUUUCCCUUUCUUUCUCUCUUCCUAAUGUGUGGAUCAAAGAAAAGCAUAGAGGUAAUCCAACCGAGAUCUUCCAAAAGACCAUCUUUUUCAUCCUCAUCUCAAACACCCAAAACCUCAAAAUCCGUCUCUUCUUUAUCAGACCCAUCCAGCAGCACUUCCGCAGCCAACAAUUUGGUUCUUUCUUCAAGCUACUUCUUAGACAACUCUUCCAGCUACUCGACCUCAAGCCAAAUCUCCAGAACUCUCUCAACUUUCAAAGCCUCUCUCCCUGAAAACCCCCACAUCUAUAACUUCUCAGACAUUUGCUCGGCCACAGACAACUUCCUUGCUAAACGUUUUUCUUCUUCCUCUUCAUCAUCGUCAUGGCUCUGCAACCUUCAAGGCAAACGAGUUGUCAUUUUCCAAAGAAAAUUGAGACGUGCGAUUGAGUUAGAUGACUUGGUUCACAAGUUAUCACUCAUUUGUAGGAGUCAUCAUAGUAGUUUAAUCAAGCUUUUGGGUGUUUCUCUGUCAGGGAAUUAUAUUUAUCUUGUUUAUGAAUAUGUACAAGGAGCUAACCUUAGAGAUUGUUUAAGAAACCCCAAGAACCCAAGUUUUACUAUACUUUCUACUUGGAUUUCUCGUAUGCAAAUUGCUGAUGGUAUUGCUCAUGGCUUGGAUUAUAUUCACCAUUGUUCAGGUCUUGAAACUAGCUUCACUCAUAACCAUAUAAAGAUCUCAAGUAUUUUAGUAGCUGAAGAUUCUUUAAGAGCCAAAAUUUGUCAUUUUGGCACUGCUGAGCUAUGUGGGGAAGUGGCAAAAGAGGAGGGGUCAAAAAGUCUUAAGAGAUCAAACAGUAAAGUUAUGAAGAUUGAAGGAACAAGAGGGUACAUGGCACCUGAGCUUCAGUUUAGUGGUUUGGUGACACAGAAAUGUGACGUUUAUGCAUUUGGGGUCGUGGUUUUGGAGCUUUUGAGUGGACAGGAAGCCUUAAAGUAUUCGGUUGAUGAAGAAAAUGGAGGGUAUAAGAGAGUGAGUGUUAUAGAUACUGCUAGGGAGGCGGCGGCCGGAGGCAGUGCAGGGGUGAGGAGGUGGGUGGAUAGGAGGUUUAAGGACUCCUUUCCAGUGGAUGUGGCAGAGAAGAUGGUUUUGGUGGCAUUGGAAUGUGUGGAGGAAGAUCCAGGAAAAAGGCCUGAUAUGAAUAAGGUUGCAGGGCAGGUUUCAAAGUCGUAUUUGGAGUCUAAGAACUGGGCUGACAAGAUUGUUUUGCCUACUGAUAUCUCAGUCUCAAUGGCUCCAAGGUAAUUAUACAAAUUGAUUGCGGCUUUUGUUUUUUUUUUCUUAUGAGCAAAUUCUUUGGGGUUGUCAGUUUGAUCAGUAAUGAGAGUUAGUAGAGUUAUUUUUUUUGUUCUUUUAGCUUUACAAAUUCAUGAUUCUUCUCAACAACUUGAGGUACCUGUACAUAUUUGUACCUUUUGUGAAUCUAUACAGAGAGCAGUUUUUUUAGACUUAAGUUCAUUUUGUGGGAGAGAUUUUGGUAUAGGAUUUUGUGAAACUAGGUUCAUUCUUAAUAAUUGUUAUGCAAACAAGAUUUUCUGCUUCAGUUAGUGCUGUCUGUUACUGAAAAUGGUACUAGUGUAUUGACUGCUUCAGACAGUUUUUUGGAGUGCA